GGACGGGGCAAUGGUCCCUUGGAAGGCUCCGUCCGGAGACAGCCAAGCGCGGCCGGACGACCGUUAUUUUCCCUUGGCCUACCCAGUGAGCCAGAUCUUCGAGGCCAUUAAGGACAAGGGCCUCCUUAUGGAGCCUCAAGAUAUGAAGAGGUAUAUGGGGCACGACCAAUCGGCCUACUGUGAAUACCAUCAGAGGACCGGCCACCUGACGGAUAAUUGCAGCCAAUUAAAGAAAGCGAUCGACGAGCUGAUCCGUCAGGGGUACCUGGGCGAGUUCGCCCAGCUGCUGAACAAAAACAGCCAGCAGAAGCCGAACUCAAGGCACAAAACAUGGCGCCGCGACGAUCGGCGCGAGGCAGAACCUCAGGACGUGGAUUAUCGAAGUACAGAUAAACGUCCGGAGGGAUCCCUCGGCCCGAAGGGCGAGAAAAAGAAGUUGGAGAUCAAGGUGAUCUUCGGGGGCGCUGAGACAGGGGAUACACCCGCCGAGCGGAAAAAAUUUGAGAGAUCACUCUAUGUGGGUUCCGUAUCGGCACCCCCCACCAAGCGCAAUAGAGCCGAGGCAAUUACCUUCGGCCCCGCUGACCUGCC
Cuscuta epithymum is the source of this 591-nucleotide messenger RNA. NCBI's taxonomy places the organism in Eukaryota, Viridiplantae, Streptophyta, Magnoliopsida, Solanales, Convolvulaceae. The record is from the annotation of a GenBank genome assembly.